GAUGCAUUACUGACAGUAGGCGAAAACUGCGAAAUUUGUGGUGACCUGCGAAGCGAUAAGAAACAUGAGGCGAGCAGAAAAGGAUUUUUAAGGAGUGCCGACUACGAUGGCAACGGUGACGACGACGAUGAGGUGAUUGGCAGCGACGACGGCGACGAAGACUAA
Messenger RNA from Gongylonema pulchrum, 165 nucleotides. Lineage: Eukaryota; Metazoa; Nematoda; Chromadorea; Rhabditida; Gongylonematidae. The record is from the annotation of a GenBank genome assembly.